AUGACACAAAAGAAGGCCAGUGCAACCGAGACACGGUACAUCAAGCUGAAGGAGAAACACAGUGAGCUGAUCAAUACCCACGCUGAACUACUCAGGAAGAACGCUGAUACGGCCAAGCAGCUGACGGUGACCCAGCAGAGCCAGGAGGAGGUGGCCCGGGUGAAGGAACAGCUGGCCUUCCAGAUGGAGCAAGUGAAGCGGGAGUCGGAGAUGAAGAUCAUGCACUUGAAUAAAGGGUCCCCGGAAAGCAUUAGAGGGACCAGAGUUACCAAGCUGGAGAAGCUAAAGAGAGAGCUGGAGGGCCGAAAGCAGGAGAACUGGUCCGUGUCCAGGAGACAGCUGAGCCACAAGGAGCAGGAGUCUCUGUGCAGCACAGUAAGGCAGCGGGAGGCUGAGCUGCAGUCCGCGCAGAGCCUGGUGCAGGAGAAGGAGGCGGCCCUGAGCCGGGAGCAGGAGCGGAGCAGCCGGGAGAUUGGCGAGCUGCAGGGGGAAGCUGGCAGAGAAGGUAACCCCUGCCUCUUUUACCCAGUGAGAGUACUGGACCCGGAGUCAGGUUCAGAUCUCAGGAGGCUCAGCAGCAGGGGUCUGCAGCAGAGACUCCUAGAUGAGCAGCUCUCCGUGCUCCAAGGCGCCGUGGCCGAGGCAGAGAACACCAUGAGGGAUGCUGUGAGCAAGCUGGACGACCCCCCUGCACCUGCGCUGUACCAGCCUCUCCAGAGUACAGUGAAUUGGGUCCCCACCAUGGAAAGGCAGCUACUAGAAGGGUCCACGGGCCUGGCCAGGCCAGGAGUCGUGAUGAUGGGAAGAAGCGUCAGCUAUUACUUGGUGAACCGGGCCCAGGCUGCCCUGGAUGCCUUGAGUGCCCUGGAGAAGGGGCAGAUGAAGUACAUGGCAUCGAUGACCGCACUGGCCCAGUUUUCUCACCUGGCCGCGGACACCAUCAUCAAUGGGAGCGCCACCUCACAUCUGGCUCCCACAGACCAUGCUGACCGACUGACUGACACAUGCAGGGAGUGUGGGGCCCAGAGCCUUGAAUACCUAGGGCUGCUCAAGGACAGGCAGUCCCUGAAACAGGCCGACCCCAGCCGGAUGAGGGGCCCCCUCCAAGGCAUCCUCCAGCUAGGGCAGGAGCUGAAGCCCAAAAGCCUGGACGUGCGGCAAGAAGAGCUGGGUGACUUGGUGGACAAGGAGAUGGCUGCCACGUCAGCAGCCAUUGAAAACGCUGUUCGACGGAUCGAGGAUAUGAUGAACCAGGCCCGUCACGAGAGCUCGGGAGUAAAGCUGGAAGUGAACGAGAGGAUUCUCAACUCCUGCACUGACCUCAUGAAGGCAAUCCGACUGCUGGUGAUGACAUCCACCAGCCUGCAGAAGGAGAUUGUGGAAAGCGGGAGGGGGGCAGCAACCCAGCAGGAAUUCUACGCCAAGAACUCACGCUGGACUGAAGGCCUCAUCUCGGCAUCCAAGGCUGUGGGCUGGGGAGCCACCCAGCUGGUGGAGUCUGCUGACAAGGUGGUCCUGCACACGGGAAAGUAUGAGGAGCUCAUUGUCUGCUCCCACGAGAUUGCAGCCAGCACAGCCCAGCUGGUGGCUGCCUCCAGUCUGGGAUUUCACAGUAUAGCUAGCGCCAGUCUUGCAGGAGGUGAUGGCUCCUGCUUGAUGGGUCCCCAUGGCUUUUGGCAGGUAAAAGCUGACAAAAACAGUAGGAAUCUCAGCAGGCUUCAGGAGUGCUCGCGGUCCGUGAACGAGAUGGCCGCCAACGUGGUGGCCUCCACCAAGUCAGGCCAGGAGCAGAUCGAAGACAAAGACACCAUGGAUUUCUCGGGGAUGUCGUUGAUCAAGCUGAAGAAGGAAGAGAUGGAAACUCAGGUGAAGGUGUUGGAACUGGAGAAGAAGCUGGAGAAUGAGAGGAUGCGGCUGGGGGAGCUCCGGAAGCAGCAUUACGCGCUGGCCGGGGUGAUUGACGAGCCCGUGGAGGAGGAGCCGCCGCCGUUCAGCCGCCCCGUGGCCAGCCCUCGACGGGGUAUCCUGAAGAAGCCCCCACUAGCUCAGAAGCCCACCCUGGUGCCCAAGCAAGACUACCAGCUCCAGAAGGAGGAUGGUGUCUACCAGGCCCGGCUUAUGAACUCUUAAGGCCACUCAGCUCUGACUUUGAAGAGAAAUGAGGCUGGGGAGGGGGAGCCCUCCCUGGUCCCAGGGCAAAUGGGAAGGCUCCCUCCUGGCUCCCCUUUACCCAAAUGGUCAAGGAGACAUCCCCCCCAGUCCCCAGGCCCUGCAGGGCUUGGGGAUGGGGAAGAAGAGUGGAUCCCAGAGCCAGGAGCUAUCUGUGUUUUAAACAGAUCCCAGCUGGAUAUCCCAUUUGCUGUGGCAUCUUCACCCCCAGUGGUUCUGAAACCCUGCAGGGCCGUCCACUUACUGGACCUCUGUGGUCAAGCAGGGGGUGGGGAGCAAACUGAGGACUUUGGUGGCUCAAGAGAUGUGCUGGACAGUUCUCCACCCUAGAUGUGAUUAUUUAUCUGCAAUAAGAAAAACUUCUUAACCCAGCAGGGUUCCCCAACUGACCCAAGCUGGAACCCUUCAGGAGAGACACGUUUUUAAAAUACGGAAUUACAUCUUUUCUCUACCAUUUUAUAUUCAGCGUGUUGGGUACAGGGGCUGCAUUAUUGGCAGGGGAUGCUUUGGGGAGGGCCUGGCCCUUUUCUGGGACUCUGAAUCUGUGAUUAUGGCUUGUUGCGGGGAGGAAAUAAACAUUAAACAGAAUCUCUAAGGAACUCA
Messenger RNA from Dromiciops gliroides (monito del monte), 2772 nucleotides. RefSeq names its product huntingtin-interacting protein 1-related protein-like. The coding region runs from base 1 to 2130 and encodes 709 amino acids. NCBI's taxonomy places the organism in Eukaryota, Metazoa, Chordata, Mammalia, Microbiotheria, Microbiotheriidae. The transcript has 22 exons. Gene Ontology annotation, biological process: endocytosis; actin filament organization; clathrin coat assembly. Gene Ontology annotation, cellular component: actin cortical patch; clathrin-coated vesicle. Gene Ontology annotation, molecular function: phosphatidylinositol-3,4-bisphosphate binding; clathrin-cargo adaptor activity; actin filament binding. The record is from RefSeq and is a predicted model, not a curated record.